Messenger RNA from Symbiodinium pilosum, 2373 nucleotides. NCBI's taxonomy places the organism in Eukaryota, Dinophyceae, Suessiales, Symbiodiniaceae. The record is from the annotation of a GenBank genome assembly.
GUUCUGGAGGCUGCCGAGGAUCCCAACUCAGCUUUGGCCAGGUCACUUGGCAUCCGACAGGCCGUUCGUGUUGCUCAAGUUCGGAUGGAUACGGAGUGGAACUUCGCAACCAGCGCCGACUUGAGGACCAAGAUCUUCCUACCCAAGGCGGUCAACCCCAUUCGUAUUGGUUGCGCCUUGGCAACUCUGUGGCCCUUGUCACGGGCGAGCAACUGCGCUUUGCAAGCGAAGAGGAGCUUCUUGCUGCCCACUCAGUUCCACAGGAGAUUCUUGCUCCACCUUAUGCUCGUGGCGCUCGAAGCUAUGUGGACUUACGUGCUCAACCUCUUGCUGCUCCUCCUGCUGAAGAACAAGACGCGCGACCUCGGCAACGACCCCGCGUUUCUGGAUCGAUUCCGCCUGUACCUGCUUCGGCUCUGGUUCCCGGCACUGAUAUUCCCGUCGUCCAUGAACUUCUACCUCCUCUACCUGAAGCAGACGAUGGUGGCUUACUCAACGAGAUUGGCCAGCAGCAAGUUCCUCAAGAACCACCGCAGAUUCCAAGGACGGGCGAGGGGGCAUCCGCAAGUGUUGGACCAGGUCAACAGCAAGUUCAUGAAGAACAAGCGCAGAUUCCGGGCGAGGGGGUCCGCCAGCAGCACGGAGGCGCCGUACUUCACCGAGGACUUCCUGUGGGACGUUGAGCCUUUGACGCGGACUGUGAGGGAGUGCAGGCUACGCAAGAUGGUCAAUGGCAUCGAGGAGUACGAAAUCGACACCGACGAUGACGACGAGUCGGACUUUGCGUACCUGCGCCCAGCGGACGUGUUCCUCACCGGCAAGGCGGUUCGCUCGGAGAUCAAGCUUAAAGAUCUCUCUCCUGAGAACCGAGCAAAGUUCCUGGCCUCUAUGGAAAAGGAAUGGACCUCCUGGAUGAAGUUCAAUGCCGUUGAGAUCCUCACGCCUGCUCAGAUCCUUUCACUACCAGGUGAUGUUCGCAUAAUUGGUACACGUUGGGUGCACACCGACAAGAACCAGAAGCAGCGGCUGUUGGCACUUCACCUUUGUCACAAGACUGGGAAGUCCAGAGAGCAGGUGACCAAGGAGUACCCCUUUGCGGCGAAGUCUCGUUUGGUCGUGCAGGGUCACCAAGAAGAUGCCUCAGACCUCCGUACGGAUUCGCCUACGGCUUCGCUCCUGGCCUUCAACCUCGUGAGUGCCGUUGCGGUCCUGAAGGGCCGUUCCUGGUGGAAGAAGUUGUUCAAGACACUCCGCAAGAACGGGUGGCGCAUGUCCGCCAUCGAGCCUGCGCUCUUCAUCCUCGCUGAUGGGUCUAGCCUGCUUGGAGUUCUCAUCACACACGUUGACGACCUCUACAGCUGUGGAGAAGGUGAAGCUUACGACAAGACGCUCAAGGAAAUGGAGCAGGACGGGAGCAUCUUCCUGGACCAGAUGGACUCCAUUGAGGGCAUUGACUACAUGGUUCUCCCGACCGAGAGGCGCAAGAAUGUCAACGGCCCACUCACCGACGCCGAAAAGUCUGCCUUUCGCGCACUGAUUGGCCAAAUGGGGUGGGUGGUUCGGCAAUCACGUCCGGAUCUCAUGGUCAAUGUCAGUUUGGCUGCUCAGGCCAUGGGAAACCCGAAGAUCCGCGACGUUGUUGCUUUGAACAAGGCGGUGAAGCAUCCGAAGGAUUCUUCCGAGCACAAGUGGUGUUUUCGAAAGUGCAACUUCACGCUCGAAGAGGCCAUCGUCUUCUCCUUUGCGGACAGUAGUUUUGGUAACGUUGAGGGAGGCAAGUCCCAGUGUGGCUUCGUCGUUGGCCUGACGACCAGGGACGUCUUCAACGGUGAUCCCGUUCCCAUCCUCAUCCUCGAGACCUACUCUGGAAGCAUCAAGAGAGUGUGCCGCAGUACCUUGGCGGCUGAAGCAAACGGCUUCUUGGCUGGCACCGAGGCUGCAGAGUACCUGAGGAUGCUCUUGAUGGAACUCAUUCACCCAGAUGUCCAGAUCAGGGACCUCGACAACCACUACCUCAAGGAGAAGAUCGCCAUGUUCACUGACGCCCGCAGUUUGGAGCAGUCCAUUAACAAGGACACUGGCCAGCCGGCGGACAAACGAGUUCGCAUUUUGCUUGCCCAGGUGAAGGAGAUGAUUGGCGAGAACCCGUUUGAGGACGAUGCUCCUGCCUCCGCCUCCUGGGUAGACACGUCUCAGAUGCUGACCGAUGUGCUCACCAAGGAAGGUUGUGACCGUGAACCUCUUUUACAUGCUCUCGCCGAAGGCGAGUGGCAACUUAGACCUUCCGAGGCUGCUCAGGAGAAGAAACUUCUGAUCAGGGCAGGAAGGCAUGUUAGAAAGGCUGCCCGAGCUCGAGCCGAGGACGGGUGUUGA